AUGGCCGUCGUGGUAAUGGCGGGAUGUGCGACGAUCAGCCGAAACUUGGCCGUCGCGGUGGCCGCUGAUCCACAGUUUUGCACCGGCGGUUCUCCGGGAGAUCCGACGUGGUACUAUUCCAACGCGGAGAAGGUGAGGGCCGCUUUGGUUAGGAAAACACCGACCACUUCGCUGCGUGCGCACAAUGCAUGGUUUCCGAAUAAGAAAAGGGGCUCGGUUACUGGUUCCGCCACGUGUUAUACCAACGACGCCAACAAAUGCAGAGAUUGUCUGAAGGAUCUUAAAGCCACGCUGGACACCUGCAAGACCACCGCCGGCGGAGCCUUUAAGGCUGACUGCAAUAUGCAGUUCUGGAAGAUCGUUGAUUAG
This is a messenger RNA of Linum tenue, 369 nucleotides long. Lineage: Eukaryota; Viridiplantae; Streptophyta; Magnoliopsida; Malpighiales; Linaceae. The record is from the annotation of a GenBank genome assembly.